AUGACCUUUCACCUUCCAGAAGAGGAAGAAAGUGACCAUGAAGCACCUGCAGGGGACCUUGAGCUCUCUGCAUGCUCAGAGGGGUUUGAGGAUGACACAGACCCCUCCGUCGCCCCUGAGCGCCGGAGGGGAGGAGCCACCUCAGACCUCGCCCGCCCUCCAGGACUCCUUGUACCAGUUGACCACGUCCCAGAGCCUCCCCCAUAACUCUGCCUGGGAGGUGGGUCUGGCAGCAUGUUCCCUCUCAGGCCUUUCUUUCUGUGAAGAUGUCCCCACUUUGGACAUGCCACAUGAAGGAGGCGACACUGAUAUGGAGAGUACACCAGCACCUCAGAGUUGACCAAGGAGGUGCUAUUACCAUUGAGGACCUAGGUGCAGGAGAGCUGGAUGCCCAGCUAUGUUCAGAGUCCAAGUUCAGCCCUCCCAUCUGGGAGAGAAUAAUGGAGAGAGGGGAGGAGUGCAGAGUCAACCCAUGCAGGAGGGGAUGCCAACCAGAAAAAGCAACAGCCAAAGCCCCAAACUCCCUUGCAGCCUCCCAUGCUAGUGAAGCCAAGCUGAAGAAGGUUGGGGAGGUGAGGAUCAGCACUCCUGAGAUGAGGAAACAGGAUGUGGCUAACAUGCGCCAGAGAACAAAGAGGUUGUACAGCCGACUAGAUGAGGUGAAGCUUCAGAAGGAGGUCAGGAGCAGACAGGAGGCAUAUGCCAAAAACAGGGAGAAGGCCAAAGAGUUUCACAAGAAAACCUUAGAGAAGCUACGGGCCAAGCAGUCUCCACAAUGAUACUGAAGAUCAGUUUUAUCUGUUAUACGUGGUCUGUGUUUGCAAGUAUUUUGUACUUACAUGUAUUUUUGUACAGUUUAAUCAGUAAUUUCAAAGAUCAUAUUUCUAAUAAAGUGUGUGUAUA
This is a messenger RNA of Coregonus clupeaformis (lake whitefish), 903 nucleotides long. Its product is annotated as centrosomal protein of 295 kDa. Gene Ontology annotation, cellular component: centriole; cytosol; centrosome. The coding region runs from base 267 to 779 and encodes 170 amino acids. The transcript has 5 exons. Gene Ontology annotation, biological process: regulation of centriole replication. The record is from RefSeq and is a predicted model, not a curated record. Lineage: Eukaryota; Metazoa; Chordata; Actinopteri; Salmoniformes; Salmonidae.